CACGCAAGGCUUUACGGUUCGGUUCGUACUUGUUGCUAGAAGAGGCGUAUUUUUAUUUUCGAUAUCGUGUACAAAACUAGAAUAAGAACGGUUAUCGUUUGAUGAUAAUUAUCUCUCGGAAAAAUCAGAUAUAGACAUUCUGUAAGAUGCGGCUAAGUCCGAUAGAUCCUAGCUCGUACUCAAAUGCACAUGAACUUAUUAUAUAUCAUGUGGAUUUAGAUUGGAAGGUCAAUUUUGACAAAUCGACACUCUCGGGAAGCGCAACACUACAUUUCAAGACUGUAAGGAACGAUGUAGAAGAAAUUUUCUUAGACACCAGUGAACUUAAAAUUGCCUCAGUCGCUGCGUCUUCUUCCGGCGGAGAAAUACCACUGAGCUGGGAUGUUGGAACACACAUAGAGAACAUUGGUUCGAAACUGACCAUUUAUCUUCCCACAAAGACGACAGGAGAAAUUAGCGUGAUUAUCCAGUAUGAAACUGACCCGAAGGCGAGUGCUCUCCAGUGGCUAACAGCCCAGCAGACUUGUGGCAAACAAUAUCCUUAUCUUUUCAGCCAAUGUCAGGCCAUUCACGCCCGUUCAAUCGUGCCUUGUCAAGAUACACCGGCUGUUAAAUUUACCUACAAUGCAACGUUACGACACCCAUCUUAUGUAACAGGGCUUAUGAGCGCCGUUAAAAAGGCAUCAGAACCUGGGUUAUCUAAAUUUGAACAAAAAAUUGCCAUUCCAAGCUAUCUAUUGGCGAUUGUAGUUGGCGCAUUAGUGGAGAAAGAGAUUGGUCCAAUCUCCAGCGUAUGGGCGGAACAGGAACAGAUAAAUGAAUCGGCCGAGGAGUUUUCUCAAACUGCCGAUUUUAUCGCUAAAGCAGAGGAAAUAUGCGGACCUUAUGUGUGGGGUCGCUAUGACCUGUUGGUGAUGCCUCCAAGCUUUCCAUUCGGCGGUAUGGAGAACCCAUGUCUGACUUUUGUUACGCCGACACUUCUCGCCGGUGAUAAAUCGUUGGCUACGGUUGUGGCGCAUGAAAUCGCUCACAGUUGGACGGGCAAUUUAGUCACGAAUAGAAAUUUUGAACAUUUUUGGUUGAAUGAAGGGUUUACUGUUUUCGUUGAGGGAAAAAUUGUGGGACGUUUAUUUGGAAGUGCCGCACGGGAUUUGCACGCGCUCCACCAGCUAAGCGAGCUCACAGAUUGCAUAAAAACGCAGCUUGCCGACACGCCGGAGUUAACCAAGCUGGUGGUUGAUCUUAGCGAAUGUAGUCCAGAUGAUGCAUUUUCGAGCGUACCGUACGUAAAAGGUUCGACAUUUUUGCGCUAUUUAGAGGAUCUAUUUGGUGGACCGGAAAAGUUUGAGCCUUUCUUCCGUAAUUAUUUGGACAAAUUUAAAUACCAGUCUGUACUGACCGAAGAUUUCAAGAAAGCUUUGUAUAAUUGGUUCCGUGAAAAUCCCAAUAAUGAUGUGCUUCUAGAACGAAUCGACUGGGAUCAGUGGUUGUUUGGCGAGGGAAUGCCUCCGGUAAUUCCGAACUACGAUCGCUCCCAGUUGAACGCUUGCAACAAUCAUUGCUCUUUGUGGGCAGAACAAGGAGUUGAGGUCAUCAGAGCAUCCCCAUUACUAUCUGAACAGUUGACUAGUGUACAAACCAUAGAAUUUUUGGCACAAUUGCUGGCAAAGAAAACGAUCAAAGAGCUAAAUGCAGAGAAAAUUGAACUGCUAGAAAAAGCCUAUGGUAUUGAUGGCACGAAAAACGCGGAAAUACGAUUCCGAGUCGUCCGGUUGUACAUUCGCGCUAAGCUAAUGGACAAAAUGAAUAAGAUUUUAAGCUUCCUGAAUAGCAAUUUCCGCAUGAAAUUCGUUCGCUCCAUUUAUAAGGAACUUGCCAUGUGGCCAGAAGCAAAACCUAUCGCUGUUGAAAAUUUCUAUAAGGUUAAAGACCAGAUGAUGUCAGUUUGCGCUUACGGAGUAUCUAAAGAUUUGGAUAUUUAACCUUUGAUAUUUCUCCACCGGAUGAGUUUUUUACCGCAGAAUGUUUAGAAAAUAUACGAAUAUCAAUAGGAAAAACAUGUAUUAGUUUUGUAUGUGGCAUUUUUCUUUUCAUUAAAUAAAAACUACCUAAUUA
Molecule: messenger RNA, 2115 nt
Organism: Sabethes cyaneus
Lineage: Eukaryota; Metazoa; Arthropoda; Insecta; Diptera; Culicidae
Product: leukotriene A-4 hydrolase
Exons: 8
Coding region: 147-1982 (611 amino acids)
Biological process (GO): peptide catabolic process; proteolysis
Cellular component (GO): cytosol
Molecular function (GO): aminopeptidase activity; epoxide hydrolase activity; zinc ion binding
Source: RefSeq, a predicted model, not a curated record